AAAAAAGGGGGGAGGCGCACGUUAGCAAGAACAUAGCAAAGACAGUGAGGUGGGUGAAGAAACUGAUGAAACAGGGCGGACAUCUCAAAGACAUUUCUUUACCCAUAAAUAUUAUUUCUUCAACCCACAAAUUAAUCUGCAACCGAUCGAUCGAUCAUUCAUCUCUCUCUCAUGGAGUCUGCAGCUGUCUUGCGCUCUUUUAACUAUGCGAUGGGCACUGUUUCACCUUUGCGCCCUGCAUGCGAGAGACUUGGUGUGGUUUCCAUGCAUAAUGCAUCAUUUGGUUGUGAUCUUCUUUCUUCUCGGAAAAAGCGGGCAGGGGCUCUUGUGGCAUGUGUGAAGUCAUCUGAAGUUGCUGUUGUUGAAAAGGCCAAUGGAUCUGUGGAGAAAAUAACUUCAACAGGUGCAACUUUUCCUAAUGGCUUUGAGGAACUUGUCCUUGGUGUCUGUGACGAGACACAGAUUGCCGAGCUGAAAAUGAAAAUUGGUGGAUUUGAAAUGCAUCUCAAGAGAAACAUUAAAUCAGCAGAAGCAAUCAUCCCUAUCGCUUCGCCUACAGAAGCACCACCGAUCCCUAGCAAACCAAUGACCGAAUCCGCCCCUGCUACCCCACCACCGCCACCCACUUCUCAAAAAGUCACCCCGUUUACAAAUAUUCCUGUUGAGAAGUCAAAGAAGUUAGCAGCACUAGAAGCUUCUGGAGCUAGUGGAUAUGUUCUAGUCUCGUGUCCAACGGUUGGAACAUUCCGGAAAGGCAGGACACUCAAAGGGAAGAAGCAGCCUACUCUUAUUAAAGAGGGUGAUGUUAUUAAGGAAGGACAAACUAUAUGCUAUUUGGACCAGUUUGGCACCGAGCUUCCUGUGAAGUCGGAUGCAGCUGGAGAAGUCAUAAAGAUCCUCUUUGAUGAUGGAGAGGCAGUCGGGUACGGGGAUCCCCUCAUUGCAGUGUUGCCCUCGUUUCAUGCUAUCCAGUAAAUUAAGAUCAUCAGUCACAUUCGCGUAGUUUUUGGGGGUCCUAAGGCUUUGUGGCUUACUUCUGAUCUCGUAUCUUUUGUAUUCUUCUCAUUUGUAGCGUUUUCUAAUUUGCCAAUUUUUGUGGGAUGGAAAUGACUUCAGAUCUGCAACAAGAAACAUAACAGAUCAUAAAUUUCGUCGACUUGAAAGUUUAUAAUCUGUAUGUCAUAUGCCAGGAUUAUAUAUGUUUCUCGACUUUCUUUCGGUUA
Molecule: messenger RNA, 1223 nt
Organism: Helianthus annuus (common sunflower)
Lineage: Eukaryota; Viridiplantae; Streptophyta; Magnoliopsida; Asterales; Asteraceae
Product: biotin carboxyl carrier protein of acetyl-CoA carboxylase-like
Exons: 9
Coding region: 172-975 (267 amino acids)
Source: RefSeq, a predicted model, not a curated record